Molecule: messenger RNA, 4102 nt
Organism: Diceros bicornis minor
Lineage: Eukaryota; Metazoa; Chordata; Mammalia; Perissodactyla; Rhinocerotidae
Gene: GXYLT2
Product: glucoside xylosyltransferase 2
Exons: 7
Coding region: 1-1332 (443 amino acids)
Biological process (GO): protein O-linked glycosylation via N-acetylgalactosamine
Molecular function (GO): UDP-xylosyltransferase activity
Source: RefSeq, a predicted model, not a curated record
AUGAAGCUCCGCAGCAAGGCGGCGGCGCUGCUCCUGCUCGCGCUGGCCGCGCUGCUGCUCACGCUGCUGUCCCUGCGCGCCGGCCGCGCCGAGCCCCCCGCGCCGCCCGCGCGCCCCGCGUCCGCCCCGCAGCGCCACCCCGCGCCGGGCCCCGAGCGCCUCCCGGGCGCGGGCGCCCUCCCCGGGGUCGGCCAGGGCGCUCGGAGGCGCCGGCCACCGCGUCCGCGCCCCGGAGCUGGCCGCCGGGGCGCGGCGAGCAUGGAGAAGUUGGCGAGGAGGUCCGGAGAACCCAGGAAUUUCCAAGCUGUUUUGCCACCUGAGCUCUGGAUCCACCUGGCCGUGGUGGCCUGUGGCAAUCGGCUGGAGGAGACACUGGUCAUGCUCAAAUCAGCUGUGCUCUUCAGCCACAGAAAGAUGCAAUUUCACAUCUUCACAGAAGAAUCUCUGAAGCCUGAGUUUGAUAAACAGUUACGACAGUGGCCUGACUCAUAUACAAAGAAGUUCGAGCACAGGAUCUACCCCAUCACAUUUUCAGUUGGAAACCCUCAGGAAUGGAAGAAACUAUUCAAACCUUGUGCUGCCCAGAGACUCUUUCUUCCGGUGAUUUUAAAGAAUGUGGACUCCCUUCUCUACGUGGACACUGACGUUCUCUUUCUGAGACCUGUGGAUGACAUCUGGAAGCUUCUGAGGCAAUUUAAUUCCACCCAGCUUGCAGCCAUGGCCCCGGAGCAUGAAAUCCCCAAGAUUGGCUGGUACAGCCGCUUUGCUCGGCACCCUUUCUAUGGCUCUGCAGGAGUUAAUUCCGGAGUCAUGCUGAUGAAUUUAACUCGUAUAAGAAGUGCCCAGUUCAAGAACAGCAUGAUUCCAACAGGCUUGCCUUGGGAGGACAUGUUAUACCCUCUGUACCAGAAGUACAAGAAUGCCAUCACGUGGGGAGACCAGGAUUUAUUAAAUAUUAUUUUUUAUUUCAAUCCAGAGUGUCUCUAUGUGUUCCCCUGCCAGUGGAACUACCGUCCCGAUCACUGCAUGUACGGAAGCAACUGCAAAGAAGCUGAGCGUGAAGGUGUGUCUGUUCUGCAUGGGAACCGAGGCGUCUACCAUGACGAUAAGCAGCCAACUUUCAAAGCACUCUAUGAAGCAAUACGGGAUUUUCCCUUUCAAGACAAUCUCUUUCAAUCCAUGUAUUACCCUCUUCAGCUGAAGUUUCUGGAGACUGUGCACACUUUAUGUGGACGAAUCCCACAAGUUUUUCUGAAGCAAAUUGAGAAAACAAUGAAAAGGGCUUAUGAGAAACACGUCAUUGUCCGGGUCGGCCCCAACCAGAUGCGCUGAACAUUUCGUAUUGUUGCAAGUCAAUUAAGCAUCACAUGAAGGAGGAAAUAUUCAUCUUUAAGCCACCUGGAUCUCUUUUGUGUGAUUAUUUAAUGGUGCUAUAUGACAAUUGAGUUUAAAAAGCAUUGUCAAAUGUUGCUAAAUUAGUUGUCCCUAAAAGGAAAUAUGCUUUAAUGUUUUCUAAGAUGCUAUUUAUCUCUCUGUUUUUUAAAAAAUUAUAUUAUUACUCAUUUAACAUUGUUCAAGCAGGUUGAGCUAGCUGUGAAAAAGAACUUUUGUGAGCCUUCCAAUUCCUGUUAAGUGUCUGAGACAAGGUCAAUGGCAUCUGACGUGGUAUAUUUAUCUAGCAUUCCUGAGACUCUUUCUAUGCAAUUGACUCCCCUAUGUCCUUGUUAUAAAAGUAAUACAUGCUUGUUGUAAAACAAAUAAACAAAUUUUUGUAACUUGUAGAGAUUAUAGGUCAGUGGACCAAAAUCAGGAUUAGAUUAGCCAUAAUCCUAUCAACUAGUAAAAAAGAUUGUUAUUUUAAUGUAGUUCCUUCCAGCCUUUUUUUCCCCCACUUUUAUAUUUAUUUGAUGGUUAUCUUUUCCAUUGCAACACAUAUCUAAAACAGGUAGUCUGAGUUAAAGCUGGCCCUAUGCUGAGAUUUUUACGUAAUACUAAAAAUUUAGACAAAAUGAUUAUGUUUACAGUGCUUUAUUUGAAAUACAUCUGGGAAAAGCAUUCAGAUUUCAGCUAAUUGGGCAGUGUUAAAGGAUGAAGGAUGUCUGAGGAUAUUUUUUAAGAAAAAUUGUUUAGAUUGGUGGAAGACUAAAUCUCAAGAAAUGUCUAUGCAGCCAUAGCUUCUGACAGGAAAUUCAGUAAUUGUGUUAAACCUAAGGAGUGUGUUUAGCAAAGAGAUGUGAUUUUCUGUUUGCCCACAGGCAAAAACAUUUUCUCUCUUACAUCAUCAGUAGGUGUGGCCUUCUCUCUUCUUUAAACUCUUGGGGGCUUGGUGGAAAUUAAAGGCCCACUUCGAAUUUAAUGUGUACAAAAUAAAUAGUUCAGCCAAUUCUGUUGGCAAGGAAAUUCGGCUUCCCACCAGCCUUAGGAAGGUCUCUAAUUUUUUUUCUUCUCUAGGGUUACCCAGCUGUUAGCCAAGGAACCAGGCAUGUCUUAUCACCUAGCUACAGUAGAGGAAGUUCUGUAUUCUAUUUCCCAAAGGGAUCUGACUUAAUCCCUAGUUGCUCACAUAGCUGGUAUCAGUAUAAGGGCAUUUUGCAUUAAUGCUUUAUUUAUCUCAAAAAACUCGUGCAUAAAUGAUCUCCUUGAUGUUUGCAACAGCCUAGUGAACUUAGUAGGGGCCCAUAUCGUCUUCAUUGGGCAAAUAAGGAAAUUGUAACACAAAGAAACAAACACCCACUAUAAUUGCUGUUCUAUAAGAUAUACAGUUAUGUAUAAAAUGCAUCCUGUUUUACAGAGAAAUUUUUGGAAACAGAAAUAUUAAAUACUUUUCAUCAUACAUAGACAGUGAUCUGAAAGUAUAAAAUGAAAAAUAUUUUAUUAAUGCAAAUAGGUAUAUAUUGGAAUCCAGUAGGAUACCGUAUAUUCUAUAUCAGCAGAAAAAGUCUUACCCUGAAAAACUAUAUGCCAAUCUCAGCACUACAAAGAAAUAUAUAGAUAUCAAUCAAUACUGGUAUGCAGUACCUUGAUGGUAGUAACAAAUUUAAAUCUAAAAUGUUAGGGUAGUAACCCAUACUUUCCUUUUGAUCAUUUGGUUGGCCUGUGGUUGUUUUUGUUAAGGAAACUACCAUUAUGAUGUGAAACUCUUAUCUUUGCUGUUGUAUUUUAUGUUUCCUCAUUUCACCACUAGAGGUGACAUCAUUCACUAUUUUGUAUCUAAAGGAUAUGGGGCAAUUUUUGCAUUGUCUUUUGGAUGGGGGAAAAUGCAUCCUAUGUACAAAUAGGGUUUUAGUGACAGAGCCAGGAUGUGAACAUGAUUCCCUGACUUUCAUUCCAGUUUUCUUUCAGCAUGGCCAGUAAACCCCACAAAUGUCACUCAUUUGUUGAUGGCUCACAGACCUGAGGAAGUUCCUUUCCUCCUUUGGCGAGUCCCACAAAAGAAAAUCUGCUAUAAAGACUCUGAAUACAGCAAUGACUUCUCUUUUAUGAAAGCCAGAUUUACAUACAACUCUCAAUUAUUGGUUCUGGUCUAAAAAUGCAGAAUAGGAUUUCCAGCAAAGGUCAAGGCCAGAAUUCUAGAACAUUCUAGAACAUUCUAGAAUGAUGCAGUAUGAGACUGUGAAACCUUAGAAUUUGGUGUGGUUUUCUGCCUUGGAAUUCCUUCACUGUAUCCUGAAAUUUUAGGUGAGUUUGGUGGAGAAUUUAAAGAAAAUUUGCUCUUCCAAUCCCUGCUUCCUGAAAGUACUAAUUAUUUUCUAUACUUAUGAUGUUACUGUGAGGCAGUAUUUUCUCUGCCUUUGGUAAUUUCCAGAAAACUUAUACAUGUGCACCUUUGAAAUCUGGGAACCACAAACUUUAAUUCAGUGGACUCCUAAAAUAUGCAGUCUGUGGUCUAAAGUUUGCCAAGGGUUGUGUUGCCCCAUAUGCCACGUUGACUCUAUAUGGGAAGAGCAUGAGACUGCCUCCUACCUUCCUAUCCUGUCCUCUCCUCUCCACCUCUCUUUCCUUCCAUAUUUUGUUUAAUGCAUAUAACUACAGAGUUCCAUUGGAGAAUGAAAGAACGCUUACUAGUAGCAAAAUGUGACAGUAUUUUUGUAUGCAUUGAGAU